CUUGCCUGAUCUCACUUCCUGUCCGGUUUUGUCGGUGACAGCGCCUACCAACCGUUGCCAUGGGUGAAAUGGAGCAGCUUCGCAAGGAGGCAGACAGCCUCAAAGAGCAGAUCACUGCGGCACGUAAAGCAGUUCAUGACACAUCCCUGGGGGAGCAGGUGGCUUCGGUACCACUGGUUUCACGUGUGCAGAUGAAGACCAGGAAGACAUUGCGGGGUCACCUGGCCAAGAUCUAUGCCAUGCACUGGUCCACUGACUCCUCUACUCUCUCCCCCAGGCUGUGUGUCAGUGCAUCACAGGAUGGCAAACUCAUUGUGUGGGACAGCUACACCACCAACAAGGUGCACGCUAUCCCGCUGAAGUCGUCGUGGGUGAUGACGUGUGCGUACGCACCCUCAGGGAACAUGGUGGCCUGUGGAGGCCUGGACAACAUGUGCUCCAUCUACAACCUGAAGGGGAAGGAUGGCAACGUCAAGGUCAUGCGGGAGCUGGCCGCACAUACAGGCUACCUCUCCUGCUGUCGCUUCCUGAAUGACAGCGAGAUCAUCACCAGCUCCGGCGACUGCACCUGUGUGCUGUGGGACAUUGAGACGGGCACGGAGAAGACGAUUUUCACAGGCCACAUGGGUGACUGCAUGUCCCUUGCCGUGUCACCCGACUUCAAAAUGUUCAUCUCUGGGGCGUGUGACUACACUGCCAAGCUCUGGGACAUCAGGGAAGCCACCUGCAGACAGACCUUCGGGGGUCAUGAGAGUGACAUCAAUGCCAUCGGGUUCUUCCCUAACGGGAAUGCGGUGAUCACGGGCUCUGACGACGCCACCUGUAAGAUGUACGACCUGCGAGCUGACCAGGAGAUGAUCACCUACCAGGACCCCAGCAUCAUGUGUGGUGUCACCUCGCUGGCUCCCUCCCUCUCCGGCCGGCUCCUCCUGGCCGGAUACGACGACUUCAACUGCAACAUCUGGGACUCACUCAAGGCAGAGAGAGUGGGAGCGUUGGCUGGUCAUGACAACAGAGUGAGCUGCAUUGGAGUGACACCUGACGGAAUGGCUUGCUGCACAGGAUCCUGGGAUAGCUUCCUGAAGGUCUGGAACUGAACCACUCUGUGAGAGGAAGAGGUGGAGAGGAAGAGAGGAAGAAGGUUAACCAAGCAGGGGGGAGAGAAAUGAGUAGAAAAAGGGGAAAGCAGCAUGAGGCCUGGGAAAAUUGGGAAUAAGAGGGUAUUUUGUCGUGCCAUUUUGAGUCCCUUCUUGGUUUUGAGAAGGGUUGAGAUCGAGGGAGAAAUACUCUCCUCUCUUCCUGCAUCUCUCUCUCUCCCUCAAUCCAAUUCAAGCUUGGGAGAGGAAAAGUGGGACUGAAAUCAUCCUUAAUGAUUUUAUCUGCCAUGCUUCUGAAAAAGAAAAUAAUGGCAUCUAAAA
Megalops cyprinoides (Indo-Pacific tarpon) is the source of this 1418-nucleotide messenger RNA. RefSeq names its product guanine nucleotide binding protein (G protein), beta polypeptide 3a (gene gnb3a). Lineage: Eukaryota; Metazoa; Chordata; Actinopteri; Elopiformes; Megalopidae. The transcript is spliced from 8 exons. Gene Ontology annotation, molecular function: signaling receptor complex adaptor activity; protein binding. Gene Ontology annotation, cellular component: heterotrimeric G-protein complex; cytoplasm. The coding region runs from base 60 to 1097 and encodes 345 amino acids. The record is from RefSeq and is a predicted model, not a curated record. Gene Ontology annotation, biological process: G protein-coupled receptor signaling pathway.